Molecule: messenger RNA, 1338 nt
Organism: Naumovozyma dairenensis CBS 421
Lineage: Eukaryota; Fungi; Ascomycota; Saccharomycetes; Saccharomycetales; Saccharomycetaceae
Gene: TIM54
Product: Tim22-complex subunit TIM54
Exons: 1
Coding region: 1-1338 (445 amino acids)
Biological process (GO): sphingosine biosynthetic process
Cellular component (GO): intracellular membrane-bounded organelle; cytoplasm; membrane
Source: RefSeq, a predicted model, not a curated record
AUGAGAGGUUAUUCGAACCCAGCAUUUAAAGCAUUGGGUAUUCCAACGAUAAAACUACCUUCCCGAAACUGGUUAAUAUUCUGGACAGUCCUCACAACAGGCUUAUCAGGUAUCGUCUAUGACAAAUAUCAACAACGUUCCAUAAUAUCACAUUAUACAGAUCUCGUUAAACCUUUCAGUAAGGAGCCUUUACCUGUUCAAAGGAAGCCAAGAAAGAUUACAGUCUUCAUUGCUCCUCCACCGAAUGAUUAUUUGGAUACUUCUUUGAAGAUUUGGAGACGAUAUAUUAAGCCGGUUUUAUAUUAUGCCGGAUUAGACUAUGAUGUUGUCGAGGAAGAUAGGCAAGGUGUUAUCAGGACGAAAGUAGCGUCUGAACUACGUCAAUUAAGAUUGCAAUUAUCGGAAAAGAAAAAUGGAUCCAUUGAACAUAAGCACGACGAUGAUGAAGAAUCGUCAACAAAAGAAAAACAAGAACUAAAGGCAGACCCAAGUGAAUUUUUAGGUGUCUUUUACAAGAAAAACAAAGUGGCGGUGGAAAUUAUCCCGGAUGAUUGUUUAGUAGAGGACCCCAAGAUGGCAGGAGGUGUUAUUUGUAUUGGUAGAGGCGCUUAUAAAGAAUAUCUUACUGGUUUGCAUGAAGGACUACUGGGUCCACUUGAAGAACCAGCUCCGGUAACAGAGCCAACAAUAGUGGAUCCAACCAUAUCUAAUCCUGUUGAUGAUGUAUCGCUUGUAGAACAGGAACUGCAAGGCAAUUUAGAUGAUACCAUCAGAGUAGUGGACACACUCAAUGACGAGUCAUCAUCGCCAAAUCUUGAAGACACGAAUGAUAGUAAAAAUAAAGAAGAGAAGAAAGAGGAAAAAGAGGAGGGAGAAGAAAAGGAAAAGGAAAAGGAAACUGCAGUCAUCGUUAAACCAUUUAUAACGUCAGAUAAAUACUCGGAAGCAACGAUCCCUUCGGAAUUAGAACAAUUGACAAAUGGGAAAUUCGCAAUAAAAGAUCCAAACACAAAUAUCCCUAUCCUUUUACAUCAACCAUUGUUGAUGAUACCUAUCCCUAAUCUAUCUGGAUUUACCAACAUGCCCAGGAGAAUUGCAAGAUUCUAUCAAAGAAGAGAAUAUGCGUCCCGUGUUUGUUCAGAGACAUAUCAUCUAGUCACGCAAGAAAAUAUGAGGAAAUUUGAUCAAAAUAUAGAUACACAAUGGGGUAAAGAGGAAGAGGAGGAUUAUUGGCCAUCCCAAUGGGUUAAGCAAGGUUUAGAACGUAAGAGUGAAUGGACUAGGCCAUUAAUCACUGAUCCUAAAGUGGUUGAUAAUGUUACUGUGAUAGAUCACUAA